AUGCAUUUUCUCUCCUCAUUGUUGGAAGCUGCGUCACAUCGGCUGGUCUUAACCACUAUCAUCGGCUCCUUGACUCCACGGAUGUUUCUUCCGUUGUCUAUCCUCGGUGGAACUGUUGGAGUUUGCUUUGGUGGCUUGCCCACCACCAUUUUCUGUUGGUUACUGGUUUCUCCUUGGUGGUUGCCGGCUUGCUAUGGUGGCGCAACUGGUGACUGUAGGAUUGUGCGGCAUAUGUCUGUUAAUGGUGUUAGGGUUUCCUAA
Prunus armeniaca (apricot) is the source of this 261-nucleotide messenger RNA. The record is from the annotation of a GenBank genome assembly. Lineage: Eukaryota; Viridiplantae; Streptophyta; Magnoliopsida; Rosales; Rosaceae.